Cololabis saira (Pacific saury) is the source of this 10947-nucleotide messenger RNA. Its product is annotated as spectrin beta chain, non-erythrocytic 1-like. Bases 535 to 7656 code for a protein of 2373 amino acids. Gene Ontology annotation, molecular function: phospholipid binding; actin filament binding; structural constituent of cytoskeleton. The record is from RefSeq and is a predicted model, not a curated record. Gene Ontology annotation, cellular component: cell projection; plasma membrane; cell junction. The transcript has 39 exons. Lineage: Eukaryota; Metazoa; Chordata; Actinopteri; Beloniformes; Belonidae. Gene Ontology annotation, biological process: actin cytoskeleton organization.
UUGUUUACACAGCUUUCAAACAGAGGCCGGUUAGCUCUCGCUGCGCAGAGCUUUAGUUCAGCACGGGCUCGGCACAAUCUGGAGGAAAAAGGAAUACUCAGGGUUUACUUGCUUUUUCUCUUUUUUGUUGUUUUUUUUCAAAACCACAUGGGAGUACAGCUGAAGGACACGAGUGGUGAAAUGAACAAAAGGAGAAUGCUUUUUUCCCUCACUUUUGCUUAAAAGUAUUCUUUGAUGAAGAAAAGCUCUACCGCCACUGCCAUUCAUUGCUGUGUUUCCACUGGACGGAGUGGAACAUACAGUAGAUGAAGAGAAGAAACAACAUUUGCAGUCUUGUUUUGAGCCUUAAUGAGGAAUAAAAAGCCACCCAAAAAAGCAGUAUAAACAUAUUGGAUAUACAGAACAUUUCUUCUGCAAAAACUUUGAAGGAUUUCAUACAUUUUUUGAGGUUUUGUCUGCUGUCCUAUGUAAGAAACCUUUAAUUCCUUCUGUAUCUUAGAGGAAUAUUAACUAAAGAGAUCUAGUCCAUCCACGAUGGAGUGGGAACACAGGGACAGAGAACCGUGUUUGUCACCAGCAGCAUUUGUCAACCAGGUGCAAUACUCAAAUAUCCUGGAAGGAAGAUUUAAACAGCUGCAAGAUGAGCGUGAAGCAGUACAAAAGAAGACGUUUACCAAAUGGGUAAACUCUCACUUGGGCCGAGUAACCUGUCGCAUUGGCGACUUGUACACAGACCUGCGGGAUGGCCGCAUGCUCAUCCGUCUUCUGGAAGUGCUCUCAGGAGAACAGCUGCCAAAGCCCACUAAGGGCCGCAUGCGUAUCCACUGCCUGGAAAAUGUCGAUAAAGCCUUGCAGUUUCUCAAGGAGCAAAAGGUCCAUCUAGAAAACAUGGGCUCACACGACAUUGUGGAUGGAAAUCACCGUCUCACCCUGGGUCUCAUCUGGACCAUCAUCCUCCGUUUCCAGAUUCAGGACAUCAGCGUGGAAACAGAAGACAACAAGGAGAAAAAAUCAGCCAAAGAUGCCCUUCUACUUUGGUGCCAAAUGAAGACUGCCGGUUAUCCCAAUGUCAACAUCCACAACUUCACGACCAGCUGGCGAGAUGGCCUGGCGUUCAAUGCCAUUGUGCACAAACACAGACCUGACGUCAUUGAGUUUGACAACCUGAAGAGGUCCAAUGCUCAUUACAAUCUCCAGAAUGCUUUUAACGUGGCUGAAAAGGAACUUGGCCUCACCAAGCUGCUGGACCCAGAGGAUGUUAAUGUUGAUCAGCCUGAUGAAAAGUCCAUCAUCACUUAUGUGGCAACGUACUAUCAUUACUUUUCCAAGAUGAAAGCCCUGGCAGUGGAGGGCAAACGAAUUGGCAAGGUUCUGGACUAUGCUAUUGAGGCCGACCAGCUCAUAGACAAGUACGAGACUCUGGCAUCAGAGCUGCUGCAGUGGAUCCAGCAGACCAUAGUGACUCUCAACGACCGGAAACUGGCUAACUCACUGAACGGUGUACAGAACCAGCUGCAGGCUUUCAACUCCUACAGAACUGUGGAGAAGCCACCAAAAUUUACAGAGAAAGGGAACUUGGAGGUUCUUCUCUUUACUAUCCAAAGCAAGAUGAGAGCAAACAAUCAGAAAGUCUACAUGCCGAGAGAAGGAAAACUCAUCUCUGACAUCAAUAAGGCAUGGGAACGGCUGGAAAAGGCAGAACAUGAACGUGAGCUGGCACUGAGGAAUGAGCUGAUUCGCCAGGAGAAGCUGGAGAUGCUCGCUGCCCGUUUUGAUCGGAAAGCGGCUAUGCGGGAGACGUGGCUGAGCGAGAACCAAAGGCUGGUGUCUCAGGAUAAUUUUGGAACCGACCUGGGAGCAGUAGAAGCCGCCACCCGAAAGCAUGAGGCCAUUGAGACGGACAUCGGAGCGUACUGGGAGCGAGUGGCUGCUGUGGAGUCCGUUGCAAAAGAGCUGGAAGCAGAGAGAUAUCAUGAUGUACGACGCGUAAUGGCACGAAGGGAUAAUGUGCUUCGACUUUGGGAAUACCUCAAAGAGCUUCUGGCUGCACGCAGAGAGCGCCUGAAUGCCCAUCGUGAUCUACAAAGGCUAUUUCAGGAGAUGCGCUACAUCAUGGACUGGAUGGCAGAUGAAAAGGGACGUCUGCAGUCUCAGGACAGUGGUAAACAUUUGCAUGACGUGUUAGACCUAUUGCAAAAACACAAUCUGGUAGAGGCCGACAUUUCAGGCCAGGCAGAGAGGAUCAAGGGAGUACAGGGAGCUGCAAAGCGCUUCACAUCACAUGAACUGGCUUACAAGCCUUGUGAACCCGGGCUGGUGAAGGAGAAAGUAGACCUGCUGGGCACAGCCUACGAGGAACUCGGGCAACUCGCCGGGACGCGCAGAGAGCGCUUGGAGGAGUCGCGUCGUCUCUGGCAGUUCAUGUGGGACGUUGGGGAGGAGGCGGCGUGGAUCAGAGAGCAGGAGCAGAUCUUGGCCAGUGGAGACUGCGGGCGGGACCUCAGUUCUGCUCUCCAUCUCCUCAGUAAACACGAGGCUUUCAGGGAUGAGAUGGCGGCGCGCUACGGCCCCCUGAGCAACAGCAUCGCUGUUGGAGAUGCUCUGGUUACAGAAGGACACUUCGGAGCUCCAGAGGUCAACGAGAGGAUUCAGGACAUCCGUGCACAGUGGGCUCAUCUGGAGGAGUCGACUAAGCUUAGAGAGCAGAAUCUGAAGGAAGCCGUGGCCCUGCAUCAGUUCCAAACGGAUGCCAGUGACAUGGAGGCGUGGAUCAAUGAGACGCUCAGACAGGUGUCCAGUCAGGAGGUCGGGCACGACGAGUUCUCCACCCAGACUCUGGCUCGCAAGCAGAGGGAGGUAGACGAGGAGAUCCAGAGCCACCACCCGCUCAUCGACUCCCUUCACGAGCAGGCUAAUGUCCUGCCGCAAGACUGUGUACAUUUGCCUCAAGUGGAUGGUCGUCUGCCUGCUAUAGAGCAACGCUACGCAGAGCUGGAGUCGCUCUCAGCAGCUCGCCGUCAGGCGCUGGAAGGAGCCCUGGCGCUCUACCGCAUGUUCAGCGAGGCUGACGCCUGCCACCUCUGGGUGGAGGAGAAGAAGCAGUGGUUACACGGCAUGGAGAUCCCCACCAAACUGGAGGACCUGGAGGUCGUGCAGCAGAGAUUUGAGACCCUGGAGCCUGAGAUGAACAGCCUGGGCACGCGUGUCACUGAUGUGAAGUUCGUUGCGGAGCAGCUGCUGACCUCAGACAACUGUAACAAAGACCAGAUCCACCAGACCAGAGACCAGCUGAACAACAGCGUUUUUAGCCUUGUGUUUGAUGUCCUCUCUAGAUGGAAAGACUUUGAGCAACAGGCUGGACAAAAGAAACAGGACCUGGAGUCUGCUCUUAACAUCCAGAAUUACCACCUUGAGUGUAAUGAGAUUCAGACUUGGAUGAAAGAAAAAACGAAAGUAAUUGAGUCUACUCAAAGCUUGGGCAAUGACCUGGCUGGAGUGAUGGCACUGCAGCGCAAGCUCACCGGCAUGGAGAGAGACCUGGAGGCCAUUCAGGGUAAAUUGGACGACCUCAGAUAUGAGGCAGACAAGCUUGCCAGUGAACAUCCAGAUCAGGCGGACGAGAUUCAAGGACACUUGGCUGAAAUUCAAGAGGUGUGGGAGGAGUUGAAUGCAACGAUGAAGCGUCGGGAAGAGUCGUUGGGAGAAGCCAGCAAACUCCAGGGUUUCCUCAGGGAUCUGGACGACUUCCAGUCCUGGCUGUCUCGCACUCAGACGGCCGUGGCCUCGGAGGACAUCCCCACCUCCCUGCCUGAGGCUGAGAGUCUGCUAGCCCAACACGAGAGCAUCAAGAACGAGGUGGACAACUAUAAGGAGGACUAUGAGAAGAUGCGGGCCGUGGGAGAGGAGGUGACCCAGGGUCAGACGGAUGCCCAGCACAUGUUCCUGGCCCAGAGGCUCCAGGCUCUGGACACCGGCUGGCACGAGUUACGUCGCAUGUGGGAGAAUCGCCACAGUCUUUUGGCGCAAGCCUUUGACUUCCAAACAUUCCUGAGAGAUGCAAAACAGGCAGAAGCUUUCCUCAACAGCCAGGAGUACGUGCUGUCCCACACAGAAAUGCCCAGCAGCCUGCAGGCUGCAGAGGAGGCUAUCAAGAAGCACGAGGACUUCCUCACCACCACGGAGGCCAGUGAGGAGAAGAUCAACGGUGUGGGGGAAGCUGGACGACGCCUCAUUAAUGACUCCAAUGCAAACUCUGACAAGAUCCAGGAAAAAGUGGAUUCAAUCCAGGAAAGGCAUGGUAAGAAUAAAGCAGCUGCAAAUGAACUGCUGGCUAAGCUGAAAGAUAACAGGGAACUUCAGCACUUCCUCCAAGACGGACAAGAGCUCACCUUGUGGAUCAAUGAGAAGAUGCUGACGGCACAGGACAUGUCUUAUGAUGAAGCCAGAAAUCUGCACAGCAAGUGGCAGAAACACCAGGCCUUCAUGGCAGAGUUGGCCUCCAACAAAGACUGGCUGGACAAGAUUGAUAAGGAGGGCCAGGCCCUGGUGGCAGAGAAGCCCGAGCUGAAGCCGGUGGUGGAGCAGACCCUGGAGGACCUGCAGCGCCAGUGGGAGGAGCUGGAGAGCACCACCCGCACCAAGGCCCAGUGCCUGUUUGAUGCAAACAGAGCAGAGCUUUUUACUCAGAGCUGCUCCGCUCUGGACGUCUGGUUGAAAAACCUGGAGAGCAAGCUGCAUAGUGACGACUAUGGAAAAGAUCUGACCAGCGUCAACAUCCUCCUCAACAAGCAGCAGAUGCUGGAGCAUCAGAUGGAGGUCAGAGAGAAGGAGGUGCAGGCCCUGCAGUCUCAGGCUCUGGCUCUGUCCCAGGAGGACGCCGGGCUGACAGAAAUAGAUGGUCAGCAACGGCUCGUCACUGAAAACUUCUCCAGCCUCCAGGAACCCCUCAAACUGAGGAAACAGAGACUGAUGGCCUCCAAAGAAGCUCAUCAGUUCAACAGAGACCUGGAAGAUGAAAUUCUGUGGGUGAAAGAGAGGAUGCCCCUGGCAGCUUCCAUAGACCAUGGGAAAGACCUGCCCACCGUCCAGCUGCUGAUCAAGAAGAAUCAGACGCUGCAUAAGGAGAUCCAGGGCCACCAGCCCCGCAUCGAUGACAUCCACAGACGGGGCCAGACGCAGAGCCAGGUGGACGGGGAGAGACAGUCUGUUCUGGAGGAACGGCUGGUGGAGCUGAAGGAGCUCUGGGACCAGCUGAUCGCAGAGACGGACAAACGUCACGCCCGUCUCAUGGAGGCCAACCGUGCUCAGCAGUUCUACGCCGACGCCGCCGAGGCCGAGGCCUGGAUGGGAGAACAAGAGCUGCACAUGAUGUCUGAAGAAAAAGCUAAGGAUGAGCAGAGCGCUCUGGUGAUGGUGAAGAAGCACCAGACCCUGGAGCAGGCACUGGAAGAUUACGCCCAGACCAUUCACCAGCUGGCCAACAGCAGCCGCCUCAUGGUCACCAGCGAACACCCCGAGAGUGAAAGAAUCACCUUACGACAAGCCCAGGUGGACAAGCUGUAUGCAGGUCUGAAAGACUUGGCUGAAGAGCGUCGUGGGCGGCUGCAGGAGAGACUCCGGCUGACCCAGCUGAAGCGGGAGGUGGACGACCUGGAGCAGUGGAUCGCUGAGCGGGAGGUCGUCGCUGGCUCCCAUGAACUGGGACAGGACUAUGAACACGUCACCAUGCUGAGGGACAAGUUCCGCGAGUUUGCUCGUGACACCAGCACCAUUGGCCAGGAGCGUGUAGAUGGCGUAAACGGCUUAGCAGAUGACCUGAUUGAGUCGGGCCACCCUGAGAACGCCAGCGUGGCCGAGUGGAAGGACGGUUUAAAUGAGGCCUGGGCUGAUCUGUUGGAACUAAUUGACACACGCACGCAAAUGUUAGCAGCGUCUUAUGAGCUGCACCGAUUCCAUCAAGAUGCCAUGGAGGUUCUCGGACGCGUCAAGGAGAAGAAAGAAGCACUGCCCUCGGACCUCGGCCGAGACCUGAACACCGUUCAGCAUCUACACAGACAGCACAACACUUCUGAAAACGACAUCCAGGCCCUCAGUGGGCAGGUGAACCAGGUGCAGGACGAUGCAGCACGGCUACAAAAGGCCUACGCUGGAGAAAAGGCUGAUGACAUUCACAGGAGUGAACAUGCGGUGUCGACGGCCUGGGACGGGCUGCUGGAGGCCUGCCAGGCCCGCAGGCUCCUCCUGCUGGACACCGUGGAGAAGUUCCGCUUCUGCAACAUGGUGCGUGACCUCAUGCUCUGGAUGGACGGGGUCAACCUGCAGAUCGAUGCACACGACAGUCCCAGGGAUGUUUCCUCUGCAGGGUUGGUCAUUGCCAAUCACCAGGACAUCAAAUCAGAGAUUGAGACCAGAGCAGACAGCUUUACUGCCUGUACAGAGAUGGGGAAUGCCCUCAUCAACAAAAACCACUAUGCAGCUGAUGAGAUCCGAGAGAAACUUGCUCAGCUCCAGGAAAAGAGAGACAGAAUCAACAAAAACUGGCAAGACAAGAUGGACCACCUACAAAUCGUGCUGGAGGUGCUGCAGUUUGGCCGUGAUGCCUGCGUGGCAGAGUCCUGGCUGGCAGGACAGGAGCCUCUGGUGCAGGCCCCAGAUCUGGGCACCAAUGUGGAUGAGGUAGAGAGCUUAAUCAAGCGCCAUGAAGCCUUUGAGAAACUUGCUGCAGCUUGGGAGGACCGCUUUGUGCUGCUGGAGAAACUCACAACUCUUGAGGAGCAUGAGAUGCAGCGGAGGAGAGAGGAGGAAGAAAGAGCUCGGCGGCCUCCUACACCACCACCAGUAGAGGAAGUGGCCCCGUCUGAGACAGAAAGUCACGUACACGAUUCUGCAGCCAGAACCAGUCUGGACCAGACCACACUGAAUCAGUCCGUCUCGGUGAACGGAGUCCACAGCGACAACGACACAUCUCAGCAGUCAUUGUCGCUAUCGUUGUCAGUGGGACAGAAAUCAGAGCCUAAGCGUGUGUGUAAGCCAAAGCAGCCGCAGCGUGGCUCAGAGUCGGACUCGGCGAACGGGCCGGGUAGAGACAGCGGGCUGGCCUCGUCCCGCAUGGAGCCCUCGGCUACGCUGCCGGGCCGGGGGGCAGCCGGGUCAGACCCGGAGCCCACGGAGGGGAUUCUCUGUCGGAAACAUGAGAUGGAGUCCCACAACAAAAAGGCAGCUAACAGGUCCUGGCAGAAUGUGUACUGUGUCCUAAGAAAAGGAAGUCUGGGCUUCUAUAAGGACAGUAAGAGUGCCAGCAACGGUGUUCCGUAUCACGGAGAGGUUCCCAUCAGCCUGGGAGACGCUGCAUGUGAAGUAGCACACGACUAUAAGAAAAGGAAACAUGUGUUCAAGCUGAGACUAGGAGACGGGAAAGAGUUCCUGUUCCAAACCAAGGAUGAGGAGGAAAUGAGCUCGUGGAUCCGCUCCAUUCUGAGCUCCAUCCCUACAAGAGCACAAGACUCUCCCGGGGGCCCGCGGGCCCUCAGCCGGGCCAUGACCAUGCCCCCCAUCUCCCCCAGCUCCGGGGACACCGGCAGCGUCACCCUGCGGAACAAAGACGGCAAAGAGAAGGACCGCGAGAAGAGGUUCAGCUUUUUUAGCAAGAAGAAGUAGAACUACUUGUACAAUAAUCAAUGGAAAACUACAUUAAUCACAAAAAUUGAACAGACUUGAGGCAGACAGAAACGAAAGUUGUACACAAGUUAUACAAACGCUGCUUUCAGCAGAGGCCCCAAGGAAUUUGUCGACAGCUACAUCGUGACUUACAAGAAAACCUUUUUUCCUUUACGUCUCAUCCUUUCCCUCAUCAGUUUUAUCUGUCAUUUACUUUUUUGUUCACCCAUUCCAAUGGUUCACAAUUAGCUGCAUCCAACAAUGAGAGCCCUCAUCCCUUGUCAGGCCCGUUAGUCUGAGCCAGUAACGGGGGUGGAAGGGAAGAGCCGGCGUCCCGGGCCACGCCGGGGCCACGGUCCGGUCCAGUCCACGGUACCGACUCCUCAGCAAGAGUGUGUUCUGUUCAGUGAGUAGUGAGUCUGGACUAGUGGAGCCGUGGCGAUGGCUACGACUCCACGGGACUCCAGUAAAGCAAUAGAUGACGGCUGAGCUCCGGUUUCAUCCCCCCAGUCUGUUUCUGACGGAUCACACCAGUCUCUUUUUAUGUUCCUGGUAUUGAUGCUAUUGACCUGAUUGAUACUAUUAUUAUUAUUAUACUAUUUAUCUUUUGCCAUUGCUGGUUUGAAAAAAAACAAACAAAUUACUAUACUUUUGAUUUAUGUUGUGCAAAGAAGCAAAUUUGGUUCAACUAGUGGAGAAUGUUGGGCUUGCCCUUGUAUGCAUUUUUUUUUUUUUUUUUUCCUUUAGGAAAGAAUUCAUGAGGUGUUUCACAACAAGAAUAAAACUCAAGUUUUAGCCGUGUGCAGUAAGUGAUCACAAGUUUCAUUGGGAAAAUGUUAUAUAUAUAUUUAAUAAGUGGUUUUAUUUUUUAUUUGAUCUAAUUUUGCCUGUAUUUGAUCAUUUCUUUUGGGUGAUCUUUUCUGCUUGAUUUUUCAAAUUUCCAUUUUUCUGUACAAAGCAGAGGAGGUUAGUUUUCUAGUGUGCGUGUGUGUGUGAGUUGUGGUGCUGUGGAUUUUGCAUGUUUAUUUGUUCCUAAACAAACAUGGCCAGAUAAACCAGACAUAAACACGACUUAAUAUAACUGGAACGAUUUCAUAAAACUUAUCUUUUCCUUUUUGGUUUCUACUUAUAUGUGAGGUUACAUUACCACGGAUCUUUCUUUGUUUCGUUUCAGUCUUUUAAUACUUAUUUCUAAUGUCUCUAUCUACUAGUGUGAAGGCAUGGGGGGCGGAUUGUAGAUAAAUAGCUGAAGCACAUUUAGUUUUUUUUGUGGCAGACCGCGGGGACGCGAGGGAGACGGAUGGACGGACAGCUGACAGACGUGGUGACAGGUGAAGUGAUGGGUGUGGAUGUGAGAUAGAGAAAGGACGGGUAGUAAAGAAGAAUGCACCUCAUGUGCGUUCUGACAGAGAUACAGUAGGAGCCUGAGCUUUACUUGAACCCACUACAUUUACACUGAAGCCUUUUAAAAAAGAAGAAAAAAUCACACCCCAUUAAAACAGAAAUGGGAAGUUUUCUUACCAAAAGAAAACAAUUGAAUGUUUAAAUUUGCCCUGUGGCAAUGACCUAAUGUAUGCCUGUGGAUGAUAAAUAAAUGCCGGUCCAGUAUGAUUAACAGUACUCACAGGAAAGCUCUGUUGGCACGUGGUGGCAGGGAAGAAAUGUCUUAAAAUCUUAUUGGUGAGCUUUUAACUCACAUAUACGGCAUAACUUAAUUUAGAUUUAUAGGUUUGUCUAAGCUUUGACAUAUGUUCUGUGUUGAUUUAGUCUAAAAACAAACACCAGAUCACCUUAUAUUCAGGAUUGGAAACCAACUCAUAUUUUGUAAUUGGAAUAUUUUACAUGUUAAUGUAAACUGAACGAUCUCACAUUUCAGAGAAAUAGUAAAAGCCGGCGUUAGGGCAUAAGGGCGUUAUUGUUGCUGCAGAUUAUUGGACAACGGCUCGUGAUUGAAGAGUCCAGCUGGUUAUGAUAAAAGAGGUUAGGUGCCGUUAGUUAUUUAUUCCAGGUUGAAAGUAACAGGUGGUUUAGCCGGUGCGUUUAUUUGCCUCCUAAGAGCGAUUACCUCCCAGCAACGUCACACUCAGCUGUUGGAAUAAUAGCACAAGUGGAGGCUGGGACAGGUCGGCCUUAUCCUCCCGCUGCAGGUGAACACGGUGUUGCUCAGAGACAACAAAUCAGCCGGGAGAAACGUCUGAACAAACGUGUUCAGUGAGCAGCAUUCAGUCCAGACUUGCCUCGUCUCUGUCCAUGGGACUUUCUGAUCCCAGCUGAGUGACAGAGCUCCUAGUUUCAGUUUGAACCUAAACUGAUCUGGAAACCAGAAGCAUAUACGUUAAGGUUUGAACGGGAGAGUCUUUCCUCCCAUUUUUCUGACCUACUGCUUCCUUUUCUUGGCUCUGAACAGACCGGCAGACGUUUCCCAUCACAACAGACUUUCUCAGCAGCUCAUUUGAAUGUGAAUGAUUCCAAUUACUUUGGCCAAAUUAAACUGGUCACGUGAAGCAAAAAUAAUGAUUAUACUUGAGAUACUUUACACAAGCCCUCUCCCACGUACACUCACACAUGAAUUAUUAUUUAAUACUGUACUGUAUCCUUAAUGCAGAGUGACCCUGGCCAUCCAGACUUGUGGGAGUGUUUCUUUUCUCAGCCGGCUGUGAUUUGAUGUUGCAUAUUGCAUUUUUUUUCUAAUAACCCUGUGCUGCUGGUGAGCUUUGACCAGAUCAUGGAAAGUAUUGCAUUAUUGAUGUCAAAGAGAUACGUUUAUGGUACUAGGGAGUACUUGUAACAAUUUAGUACUUCAUGAAGAAAAAGGAGCUUUUACAUGUGUAGUACUAGAUUUGGAGUGGAAACAGACUGGUAACAGUUUGAGCUCUUCUAGAAGAAAGCAGGAUUUAUUCUGUCCAGUGGGAUCUUGUUUUAUUUUUUUUUUUCAUCCAGUGGUCUGUCCUGCAGCAUUUGAUAAGCCUGUCCUCCUACCUUCAUUUCUCAUGACUUUUGACAAAUGUCUGUUCCUUCCUCUGUAAUUCAGAGUUGUUAAUACCACUACUAUUAUUAAUUGCUAUUAUGAUCAUUAUUGCUACUGUUGUUAUUAUUACUACUACUGUUACUAAUGCAGAUUAUUGCAAAAAGUACGACUGCUGUCCAUUUUCAGGUAUGUGUCUGUAACACCAGACCCUUCCACACGAUGUCAGUGUGCUGUGGAGCAUUUUCAUUACGAAUCGAAAAUGUUUGUUGAUUUGUGUAUCUACAUCUAAUAUUAGGAAUAAUAAAACAUGGUUUAAUCAAAAA